GUCAGUUGGCCCUGAGAAAGAACUAAGGGCGAUUGUUUCUGUUGCUACAAAUCCCUUUAGGAAAUAAGUUUUCGAGUUCGGUCAAUUUUAUUUGUGAUUUGAACGUCUUAUCAUCGUUUCGAGAUGUAAAAAAAAUGUUAAUUAAAUUAGUAAACAGAAUACUGACAAAGCAAAAGUCAAUAAUAAAAAACAACAGUGUCAUUUAGUUGCUUUUGACAUUUACUUCCAUAGCCAUAAUACCCGUUUACAGUACCUAUGAAAGCUUUAUUUACUUCUACAUAAGCUGUAGUCAAAAUUACGUUGUACCUACAUACAUGUCCUCCUUUUUUGUGAUGUGUUUUUAGUAAACAUUUUUUGAAGUGCAAAGAGCUGAGCUAAGCACAUUGUUUUCUAAUAAUACACAUUUGAUUAUACUUCUUAAGUGUGGUGUGUGCCUUCCAGGAGAAAUACCAUAAUAAUAAAUGCUCAAUGGCGCUAAUCAGGUGUUGUUUUGAACCUGUGGAACUUCCGGAAUUUUUUGAUACAUUUGCACAAAAAUGUACAGAUCCAGGCUGUUGCUGUGGGUGCUGCUCAGCACUUCGACCACGAUACAAACGGCUCGUCGACAACAUAUUCCCGGAAAAUCCAGAAGAUGGGUUGGUCAAAUCAAACAUGGAAAAGCUGACGUUUUAUUCGCUAAGCUCUCCAGAUAAAUUAGAUCGUAUUGGUGAAUAUCUGUACCAAAAAGCCACCAAGGACAUCAAUCGCAAAAGAUACAAGUUUGUUGAAAUUGCAAUGGAGGCUAUGGAUUUGCUUUUGGUGGCAUGUCAUGCACAAACCUUGAAUCUUUUUGUUGAGUCAUUCCUGCGAAUGGUGCAGAAGUUGCUGGAGGAUUCAAAUCCUAAUCUACAAAUUAUGGCUACAAACUCGUUUGUAAAGUUUGCAAAUAUUGAGGAGGAUACUCCUUCGUAUCAUCGCCGUUAUGACUUUUUUAUAUCUAAGUUCUCGUCAAUGUGCCAUGGAAAUCAUGACAACAUAGAACUUAGAGAUAGUAUCCGCUUGGCCGGAAUCAAAGGGCUACAAGGCGUCAUUCGAAAAACCGUAUCAGAUGACUUGGUGGAAAACAUCUGGGAAAAACAACAUAUGGAAAAAAUUGUACCGUCAUUGCUUUUUAAUAUGCAGUUUGGUGAUUUAACUCCAACAGAAGAUCAAACGGAUAUAACACCACCAGUGCUGGCGGAAGAAGUUUUAAGAGAAUUAGUGGGUCGAGCAUCGUUUGGACACAUUCGAUCAGUGCUAAAACCACUUUUAACUCAUUUGGAUCGUCAUGAGCUCUGGGUGCCAAAUACCUUUGCCAUCCAUACAUUCCGCAUCGUGAUGAUUUCGAUUCAGCCUCAGUACUCUUACACAGUUGUGGAGACUCUCAUGAAGCAUCUUGAUAAUAACUUCAAGUCCUCUCCACGUACUAGAACAUCUCUGGCUUUUGUGCUUUCCAAAAUUAUUGCUAUUGCAGCGGGUGAGAGUGUCGGACCGUCAGCUUUAGAUAUUAUAAACAAUCUUCUGACACAUCUAAGAACAAGUGUCAGCACAACCACCGAAAUCACUCCCGAAGAAUCGCAAUAUCAAGAAGCACUUAUCAAUGCACUCGGUGAGUUUGCCAAUCAUCAUCCGGAUUACCAAAAAAUCGAAAUUAUGCUUUUCAUCAUGAACACUGUGCCGGACUUGAGCAAGAAAAGCAAAGGAGAUCAAAUGUUGCAAAAUAUCUUGUUGAAGAGUUUGUUAAAAGUUGGAACUCAGUAUAGCACUGUUUCUUUCGAAAAGGCUUUCCCAGCAUCAUUCUUGCAGCCAUUACUGAAAAUGGCGCGGGCUCCACAUGAUCCGACUAGAAUUAUAGUUAUGCAGAUCUUCCAGGCUUUGCUAGAUCGUCAUCAAAAUCAAAUGGUAUUGAGUAGUGUUACGGUAAAACCGUACAAUGCCUUAUCGCAAGAGCCACCUUCACGAUCCGAUAUUAUUUUCACCCACAAAUACGGAGCUAAUAUUAUGCAAGCCUUGAUCGAAAGCAUGGCGUUGUCUGAUCGCAUUGAAGCAUUGGCUUCCAGCUACAACACUGCUGCACUUUUGAUUGUAGAAAUGGCAAGCAGCGAGACAGUACAAGAGUUUCUGUUAUUCAUCUUAGGAAUUCAACAAGUUACAGUAACGGCGGAAGAUUUGGAUAAUGUGCAUAAGUGCAACUUGCACGCUAUAUCAAUUUCCCUUCUCUGUCUCAUAGCCAGAGUUACCGGUAUAAACAAUCUCAUGGAGUACGCAGAAAAAAUUAUAGACGCCAGAAAAGAAGAAGCUACCCAUUUCUUACCACCGCUACUUGAUUCUAAAAAGCAGAGUGGCAAAGUUUACAAUAUAAACUUUCCGCAUUUAGCAAUUGAUAAAAUAGCACUGGCGGAAAAUCUACAAAAUGCUGGAAUGGAUUACAACCGAUUGCAAACAGGAAGUCCCUAUUCACUCAAUCAAAUUGACAACUCAGCCCAUAGACAUUCAUGGGUUGAGGCAGCUAGCAAUAUGCCCACAAGAAAUAGUUCUGCUGAUCUCGCUGCUUAUAAUAAUGAUGCCGAUAGUGUGAGUAGUUCACCGGGUGUUUCAAAGAAAACCCUUGCUCCAGAGUAUAACUUCGAAGCGAUGAAAAGAGCUUUGGCAGAGCCAUCAGAAGCUGUCAAAAAAGAACAACGUGAGAAGCAGCUCCAAAUUGGAAAAACAUUCCGGGAAUGUGACUUCAAUGAUCUUGUUAUGCGGACAGAGCCAAAGCAUGACGUCAUUUAGAACCGACUUAAUGAUCUUUUUAAUUCCCUUGCAAUUGAGCGGCAAAUCUCUCAGAGUGAUAUUAAAAAUCAACAGCAGCAACAGCCUCAAAAGCCAAUUUAUGAAAUAAGUUUCCCAGAAUUAUUCUACUACUAAUGCAUAGCAAAAUAAACAAAUUUUAAAAAACUGUUACAAAGUUAUUCGUUCAAGUAUUUAUAACAAUUUGUAUUCAAAGUAUAUUAUGUAUUUAUUUCUCACUCUUGUUGUUUUUAUUCUGUCUUUUUUUUUAACUAUUUUUGUUGUUGUUAUUUAACUCUGUAAUCGAAGAAGGUAUUUUAUAUAGCAUGUGACAGCAUUGAAUGCUAAACUAGGAAAAUAUGGAAAAUAAAAUUUAUCGUUAAAAUACGACUAACAAUCGUAUA
This is a messenger RNA of Eupeodes corollae, 3194 nucleotides long. It is a transcript of the gene stmA, whose product is annotated as protein EFR3 homolog cmp44E. NCBI's taxonomy places the organism in Eukaryota, Metazoa, Arthropoda, Insecta, Diptera, Syrphidae. The transcript is spliced from 9 exons. Gene Ontology annotation, biological process: protein localization to plasma membrane. The record is from RefSeq and is a predicted model, not a curated record. Gene Ontology annotation, cellular component: plasma membrane.